AAUUGGCAGUGCACAGUCAGAUUCUGAUUCUGAGCGCGGCGGGUGGCGCACAAUUUACUUGGCGUUCUAGUGAAAAGUAAUUUUCUACAAAAAUCAAAAUCAGUUACUCGUUACUUUUUCCUUAGACGAGUGCUGUUUGUUUUGUUUAUAUGCGAAAUUAACACGAGUUCGACAUAUUCGUCUGGUGAAAAGUGUGAAUUGCCCAUAAGUUUUAUGAUUAUUGAAAUAUUUGCGAAGAAAUAUAGAAAACAAAUUUUACGCUCAAUUGAGUUGUUUAUUAGAAAUAAAAAUUGUAAAUACAUUAAAAAUAAUUAUAUGUACAUUUUAAAAGCUUGCUUAGCAUUAUUUAUGCACUGAUUUAAAAAAGGCAGUGAAAAACAAAUAAACAAGUUAAUAUUAAUAUAGAAUAUAAAUAAAUAAAUUGCAUUAACAAUAAAAAAGUGUUUAUAAAUAUUUUUGCAUUGUGCGCUGGUGACUAAGCUGUAUUACUACGAAUAAAAAAUUGUUAAUAAAAAAAUUAUGCGCAUACAUUUUACUUACUUUUACUUACUCAGAAAAAAUAUUAAAUUCUACAAGUUGCAUUAGCAAAUAACUAUAAAUAAUAGUGACAUAGAUAGUGAAGCGGAUUUUGAGGUUUUAUUAAAUAAAAAUAAUUUUGUCAAUAAAUUUAAUAAGUUUAUAACAAAAAUAAAUUCCAAUAAAUAUAAAAAUAAUUUUAUAAUAAAUUUGAUUUUAUAAUAAAACAAUUUUAAAUUAAAAUAAAAAUUAUUUUAUAUAAAUUAAAAAAAAAAAAAAAAUUUCAAUAAAAAUAAAAAUUAUUUUUGCAAUAAAAAUAGUUGUGUAAAUUCAUUUAAAAAGUUAUUUAAAAUUGAACUUUGCACCGCUAAAAGUUAUUGCUGUGUAAUAUAAACGGAUAGUGCAUUCUGCUAUUAAAAAAUUGAUUUUAUAAGCUCCACUACCACACUAUUCAAAAUGCAGAACACAACAGUCAAAUAUCUUUUGAUCUGCGCACUACUGUGUCACAUCUAUCAGCCGGUGAUGUCACAACGCACACCUUUAGAUGACACAUUUCGCAACAUAUAUCGACCGUUACGUGUGCUUGGUUUAAAUUUCGUUGGGCGUUCAGGUGACAAUCCGGAUAAUCGACAACUUGUGCGAGAUAUGGGCAAAACGCAAAACCUCAAUACACGCGCACGUUCGUUAGUGAAUUUCUGCGAUGCGUUAAAUGGACCGGGUAAACGCAGUGAAACACGUCCGACAUCAGUGCAUCGCUUACGUCCUGGUGAUAUAGAUAUUGUAGGUGCUAUGGGUGAUUCACUCACAGCUGGUAAUGGUAUUUUCGCAACGAAUUUGCUACAUGUGACAGUAGAGAAUCGCGGUAUGGUCUGGAGUAUUGGUGGACAAGGCACGUGGCGGCAAUAUUUAACACUGCCAAAUAUCUUGAAGGAAUUCAAUCCGAAUUUAUAUGGUUACUCGCUGAAAGAUGGACUCUCCACCGAUCGUAGUUCGAAAUUCAACGUCGCUGAGUUGGGCGCCAUGUCACGUGACAUACCAUACGAAGCGCAAGUGCUUGUCAAACGCAUGUCACGCGAUCCGAAAGUGAACAUGACAGCUGAUUGGAAGCUUAUCACUUUACUCAUCGGUAAUAAUGACUUUUGUUCGGAUGUCUGCUAUCUACCGAAUCCAGAGGAUGCGAUCAAGCGACACGAAGAGAAUAUGUUAAAGACAUACCGUUAUUUACGUGAUAACGUGCCACGUCUAAUUGUAAAUGUAGUGCCUUCGCCCAAAUUGGAUUUCCUAAUUGCAUUGAGCAGAAAAACGCCAGUUUGUCACACGACCUUGUCAUUCGAGUGCCCCUGUCUGGUGGGUAAAUCCAAACAGCAAGUGGCAAGAAUGAAGAGGCUGAUGAAAGACUGGGUUGCCAAGGACAAAGAGAUUGUCAAUAGGGACGAGUUUAACACUGAGACAUUCACCAUUAAUGUGCAGCCCUUCACACUAUUCGAAGACUUCUUUCCCAACAACGAUGAUGCGAUGAAAUUCAAGUUUCUUUCGGAGGACUGUUUUCAUUUGAGUCAGCGUGGACAUGCGAUCAGCGCCAAUUAUCUCUGGAAUAAUAUGUUGGAGGACGAUAAUAGCAAAAGUGUUAUGGUGGAACCAGCGUUAAUGGAAAAGUUCCACUGUCCCACAGAGGAGCACCCUUACUUAAUGACACGUGUGAAUAGCGUCAAAGGUUUUCAAGUUUAACUUUGAACGCGUACUUUCAACACUCAUUAGCGAUCACGCUAUUACUAAUUAUAUUCUAAAUUAUAAAUAUGUUUAUGUAAUUUAUUGAUUAAAGUCUGUGAUAAUGUAGUUAUAUUGUACUAUAUAGUUCAACUACGAUAAAUAUGCAUAAGCAAAAUUGUAUGAUAAUUAUUUAUGUAAAAUAUUUGUACACGUGAUAUUUGUGAAGUAAAAAAUGAACUGUAAUAAUUGUAUGCAAUUAAAUUAAUAAUUAUGACAAUAAAUACAAAUGUGACAAUUCUACAGAUGUGACAAUUAAUAAUA
Messenger RNA from Zeugodacus cucurbitae (melon fly), 2547 nucleotides. RefSeq names its product phospholipase B1, membrane-associated. The record is from RefSeq and is a predicted model, not a curated record. Gene Ontology annotation, molecular function: glycerophospholipase activity. The transcript is spliced from 6 exons. The coding region runs from base 973 to 2244 and encodes 423 amino acids. Lineage: Eukaryota; Metazoa; Arthropoda; Insecta; Diptera; Tephritidae. Gene Ontology annotation, biological process: phospholipid metabolic process.